GUUUUUCGGCGCGCAUCCAUCCCGCGCACCAAUAGCAUUCAAACCUCUGCGACGUGGUGGCUCGGAGGGCCGAAGCAGCAUCGGUGACGUCGGGAGGGACGCUAGCCGGUCUCUGUUAGCUCGUUCUUGAGCGGCGGCGACCUCGUGUGCGCCGCUACCCGAACGAGACGGGAGAGACGAGAGAGCUGGGACUGCCGGUAGUUGGCCUCGUCGCAUCGGCGGACGCUCGUUCGUAAGAGAGGGAGGGCAAGAUAGGCCAGAAUGUAUCGGGUCGGCCGCCAGUGAGCAUCGCGGGUUCUCUCCAAAGAGCCUCUCCUCAGCAGAGUGGGAGGACGUUACCGAGGAGCUCUUCUAGCUUCGGGUGCUCGAGAAGAAGCGAUUCGAAAAAGUACGUUGGGGCGCGGGUUGCCCGCGCGUAGCGCUCCGACCUUGUGUGAGCGUGCGGGACGAGCGUGGACUGUAGAGACGAGACCGUCCCUUACACCGAGAUUCGGGAUCAGGAGCCGGAGGUCAUCGGGAGUCAAGUAUGCUGGCCGCCCAAAUCUGCCGGGAGUUCCACCUGGGCGUGAUCGCAUCGAGGAUGCAGUCGCGCGUGCCGCGAUGUCUCUUCGGGCCGCCCAACUCCAAGGAGACGAUGGAACUCCUGCAGGAGGCUCUCGAGACCGAGAGGUCGCGCUUCGCUAAACGCUGGGGCGUGGACCCGUUAGCCGAAGACGAGGACAAGGAGAACGGCUCGCGCAACGGUGGCGGCGUCCUCAGACUCACGCCGACUAAGAAACGCGUGAGCCCCUACGCCAAGCAGACCAGCAUUCACGAUUAUUGGCGUUCGCGAAAAAUUUGUGAUACUGGCAAAAAAUCCAAUUCCGUUGCCUUCAUAGACGUGUCAAAAAAUCAGCAUCAACAACAUCUAUUAUUGCUACAGCAACAACUACAACAGCAACAGCAGCAACAACUACAACAGCAGCAACAAUCUCAGCCGCAUCAACAAAACUUUAUUGAUAAACUGCAAUCAUCAACAAAAUAAUUAUUUGUAUUCCAUUCUCGAAAAUUUUCGCUACGGUAUCGUGCUGGAUAUA
Messenger RNA from Ceratosolen solmsi marchali, 1076 nucleotides. RefSeq lists its product as uncharacterized. The record is from RefSeq and is a predicted model, not a curated record. NCBI's taxonomy places the organism in Eukaryota, Metazoa, Arthropoda, Insecta, Hymenoptera, Agaonidae. The transcript has 2 exons. Bases 527 to 1024 code for a protein of 165 amino acids.